Blepharisma stoltei is the source of this 963-nucleotide messenger RNA. The record is from the annotation of a GenBank genome assembly. NCBI's taxonomy places the organism in Eukaryota, Ciliophora, Heterotrichea, Heterotrichida, Blepharismidae.
AUGUCUGAUGAUUCAAUAAAUAGUUUCAUUCUAUAUUUCAGCACAGUGGGAUCUAUAAUUACGGGAUUCUUGACAUACACUCAUGCACAAAAUUAUUUUCAUCUAAAAAAUCUCAAAGAGAUGUCAGUCAGCGAAUUAUCCACAUCAAAAAGCUUAUCAUCACCAAUAUGUGUAUCUGGAUCUGUGAGCACCCAUAAUAUGUUCGACGUAAUUUAAAAAUAGUCCCGGACAAGCAAAGAAGACUUAAUAGUUGUAUAUUCUAACUAUAUAGACGCCCGAUACCCUCAAUUUUACAGUCUCAAAAAGCCAAUUUCUUCUAUCAAUAAAAAAUCAAUCAAAGAAUUUUCCUUAAAAGAAGGAAAGCACGAAAUUUUCAUUCAGCCAACUGAUGAAACUAAUAUCAAUGUAUUGAGAGCUUAUAAUCAAUCAGGAGAGAUCUCUAUGUCCUUCUGGACAGCCAUAAAAUCACUGAUUUCUUCACUAUUUCUUUUCACUCAGCAAUUUUACUCAUGAAGAGUAGAGGCUUACCAAAGAGUUGUAGAAGACGUAAUACCAAAAGAUUCUGAUAUAUGCGUUAUUGGAGAAGUCAAAAAAAUCAGCAAUAAGCUGAUAAUAAUUCCAGACUAUAUAGCUUAUUCAAAAUCAAUUAUCCUUAAUAGUAAAAAACCUUGAAUGUAUAUGCUUUGUGCUUUACAGCUGGUUUUUGGGGUAUUGCUUAUAGGAAGUUUAAGUGAAGCACAAAGGAGGAGAAGAAUGAGAAGAGGCAGAGAAGAAAUAAAUAGAGAAAAUGCUGUAAGAAUGGCACCUGGCUUUCAGUGCUGCAUUUGUGCAAUUAAUCCAAGAAAUGUAAUCACAGAGCCAUGCAAGCAUCUGAGCACCUGUUUAAAUUGUUGUGCAAAUUUAGACGCAUGCCCAAUAUGCCAGGCUCCAAUUAAUGAGAGGACUCGAAUUUAUCUCACCUAA